Molecule: messenger RNA, 1914 nt
Organism: Glycine soja
Lineage: Eukaryota; Viridiplantae; Streptophyta; Magnoliopsida; Fabales; Fabaceae
Product: thioredoxin reductase NTRB-like
Exons: 2
Coding region: 447-1631 (394 amino acids)
Biological process (GO): removal of superoxide radicals
Cellular component (GO): cytoplasm
Molecular function (GO): thioredoxin-disulfide reductase (NADPH) activity
Source: RefSeq, a predicted model, not a curated record
CCUAAGGAAACCCUUGUGGGACAGAACCAAUUUCAAACCUUGUGUUAUUCUUACCUUUUCCGGAUCAGGCAUCCACCGAACUAGAAAGAAAACAAAGCAAAGAACAACCAAAGCUUCGUUUCGCAGAUGUGAAAUCCCGAACAAAGCACAACCCAACCAACACCAUCACACAUUCUUUCCGUUAUCCAAGUCACUACCUUUCUCAAGCAACGGAUCCAUUAUUACCCUUUCUCAAACCAGUUACUAGUGUCUCAUUGUCUUGAUCGAGUCGAUAACCAGUUCAAUUUAUACAACAUUUUCCGCACUCGUUUCAAUCGCCACAUUGUUCAAAUUCUGAAACGCACUUUUUCCCAUCACUAGUUCGGAACUGCCGAGACUGAGAGAGUGACAUUAAAAAAAAAAAAAACAGAAACGCGAUUCGCGGAAACCAAACGGGGACAGUGCAAAUGAGAAUUUUCCCAAACACGUUCUUCACCAAAGCCCGCAAUCUCAUAGGCCUCGGGUUCGCUUCCUCGACCGCCGCCACCAUCGCGGCCUCCACUUCCGCCGCGUCUUCUUCUCCAUCAUCCACCUCUUCUUCCGACACCGGCGAUACUUCUUCCUCCUAUUCUUCCUCCUCCGAAGCCCAAAUCGUCCACCGGAAAAUACUGAAAACGAAGCUCUGCAUCAUCGGAAGCGGGCCGGCGGCGCACACCGCCGCCAUAUACGCGGCGCGCGCCGAGUUGAAGCCGGUCCUCUUUGAAGGCUGGAUGGCGAACGGCGUCGCUCCCGGUGGCCAGCUCACCACCACCACCGACGUCGAGAACUUCCCGGGAUUUCCCGCCGGCAUCCUCGGCACCGACCUCAUGGACCGCUGCCGCCAGCAGUCGCAACGCUUCGGUGCCGAGGUAGUCACGGAGACCGUCACCGCCGUCGACCUCUCCCAACGUCCGUUUAGGGUUUACUCCGACUCCACCACCGUGGAGGCCGAAUCCGUGGUGGUCGCCACCGGCGCUGUGGCGAAACGGCUUAAUUUCGAUGGCGCCGGUGACGCCCCUGACGGGUUCUGGAACCGCGGCAUAUCCGCGUGCGCUGUGUGCGACGGCGCCGCCCCAAUAUUCCGCGGCAAACCGCUGGUGGUGAUCGGCGGCGGCGAUUCGGCGAUGGAGGAAGCUACCUUCCUCUCCAAGUUUGGCUCCAAGGUGUAUAUAAUUCAUAGGAGGGACAAGUUUAGGGCUUCUAAAGUCAUGCAGGGAAAGGUGAUGAGUAAUCCCAAAAUUGAGGUGUUGUGGAAUUCAGUGGUGGUUGGGGCUCAUGGGGAUGAUAAGGGUAGGAUUCUUGGAGGGGUUAAGGUGAAGAAUGUGGUGACUGGGGCUGUGUCUGAUUUGAAGGUUUCUGGAUUGUUCUUUGCAAUUGGGCAUGAGCCUGCCACAAAGUUCUUGGAUGGUCAACUUGAAUUGGACUCUGAUGGGUACAUUGUGACCAAACCUGGCACCACAAAGACUAGUGUUGAUGGAGUUUUUGCUGCUGGUGAUGUUCAGGAUAAAAAGUAUAGGCAAGCUAUUACAGCUGCUGGCACUGGGUGUAUGGCAGCCUUGGAUGCAGAACAUUACUUGCAAGGGAUUGGUUUGCAGGAGGGUAAGAGUGUUUGAUGUUGUUGUACCCGGAGUUCAGAAGAUGCUUCACUAGAAGCAACGUUGAAUCCAUACAAGAAAGUGAAAGCUUUUCCUUACCCUGUUAACAUAUUUAUCUGUACCAUGAUAUUGAUCAUUUGAAUAUUUGAUUGCAGAGACAAAUAGACUAACAUCAUUUGAGUAAACGUUUAUAUGGAGCUUUACCCUCUGUUUGCCAAGAAAGGCAGACUAGAUGGAAAUAGAAAUAAUGUGAAUUGCAUUGAAAUACUAAAUUUCUAUCAUUUAUAUCUUUGACGAGAAA